This is a messenger RNA of Neopelma chrysocephalum (saffron-crested tyrant-manakin), 3183 nucleotides long. Its product is annotated as cyclin-dependent kinase 12-like. Gene Ontology annotation, biological process: positive regulation of transcription elongation by RNA polymerase II; protein phosphorylation; transcription elongation by RNA polymerase II. The transcript is spliced from 8 exons. Gene Ontology annotation, molecular function: RNA polymerase II CTD heptapeptide repeat kinase activity; ATP binding; cyclin binding. Gene Ontology annotation, cellular component: nucleus; cyclin/CDK positive transcription elongation factor complex. NCBI's taxonomy places the organism in Eukaryota, Metazoa, Chordata, Aves, Passeriformes, Pipridae. The record is from RefSeq and is a predicted model, not a curated record. The coding region runs from base 399 to 3152 and encodes 917 amino acids.
CGGGGGCGGCUGCGCCGGGACCCGCCCUUCGCCCGGGGACCCUCGCCCGGGGAUCCGACACCGCCGCCCGACACCGCGGGGGGGGGAGGGCAGCGCUCCGGGGGCCCCCCCCGGCACCGCCUCCCCGCGCGCCGGGCCUGGGCCCCCGCGGAUGAGGCGGUGAGGCCGCGGCCCUUCCCCCGCCCCCUCCCGGGGCCUCCCUUCCCCUCCCGGGUCCCCCCCCCCCCCCUUUCCCCUCCCUCCCGCCUCCGCCGGGGCCUCGCGGCCCGCUCCCCAUGUAGGAGGGAGGGCCGAGGCCCCGGGGCGGGCGCGGAGGGAGUUUGAGGGAGUUUGAAGCCCGGGGGGGGUUCCCAGGAGUUCCCCUCGGCCGUUCCCGAGCGCAGCGGGGGAAGGAAGGAAUGCCCAACCCGGAGAGACAUGGGGGCAAGAAGGACGGCGGCGGCGGGGCCUCGCAGGCGGGCAGCUCCAACAGCAGGGAGAGGCACCGCGCGGGCUCCAGGCACAAGAGGCACAAAUCCAGGCACUCCAAGGAGUCCCCGCUGGCGGCCCAGGAGGCGGCGGCGCCCCUGGGAGCCGUGAUCAAGCCGCUGGUGGAGUACGACGACAUCAGCUCGGACUCGGACACCUUCUCGGACGACGUGGCCCUGAGGCCGGACAGGAGGGACAGCGAGGACAGGAGGGAGCGCGGCGAGAGGGCGCAGAAGCACCGGCACCACCAGCACAAGCGGCUGCGGGAGCUGAUGAAGAGCAAGCAGGCGGAGAAGGACAGGAAGCUGGAGAAGGGCCUGGAAGCCUCCAGCAGGUCCGCCAAGGAGAGGGUCUCGGGAUCCUCCAAGAGGCUCCCGGAGAGCGACGAGCACCCCAAGGCUCCCUCCUCCAAGGGCAGCAACAAGGAGUCGCGCUCGGCCAAGGCGCACAAGGAGAAGUCCAGGAAGGAGCGGGAGCUCAAGUCCAGCCACAAGGAGCGCGGCAAGAGCCACCGCAAAAGGGACGCCCCCAAGAGCUACAAAACCCUCGACAGCCCCAAGCGUAAGUCGCGGAGCCCCCACAGGAAGUGGUCGGACAGCCCCAAGCUGGACGACAGCCCCUCGGGAGCCUCCUACGUGCAGGAGUACGAGCUGAGCCCGCCGCGCUCGCACACGUCCAGCACCUACGAGCCCUACAGGAAGAGCCCCGGCGGCUCCUCUCGCCGGCAGUCGCUCAGCCCGCCCUACAAGGAGCCCGUGGGCUACCAGUCCAACGCCCGCUCGCCCAGCCCCUACAGCCGGCGGCAGCGCUCCGUGAGCCCCUACGCCCGCCGGCGCUCGUCCAGCUACGAGAGGGGCAGCGGAUCCUACAGCGGGAGGUCCCCGAGCCCCUACGGGCGCCGCCGCUCCAGCAGCCCCUUCGCCUCCAAGCGCUCCGUGAGCAGGAGCCCCAUCGCCAGGAAGUCCGUGAAGUCCCGGAGCCGCAGCCCUGGAUACUCAAGACACUCAUCUCACAGCAAAAAGCAGAGGUCUGGGUCCCGCAGCCGCCAUUCCAGCAUCUCCCCCACGAGGCUCCCGCUGAACUCCAGCCUGGGAGCAGAGCUCAGCAGGAAGAAGAAGGAGCGAGCGGCCGCGGCAGCAGCUGCGGCCAAGGUGGACGGCAAGGAGGCGAAGGGCUCCCCGGUGUUCCUGGCCAGGAAGGAGAACAGCCUGGCCGAGCUGAAGGAGGCCGGGCCGGAGUCUAAAAAGGCCACCAAAAUUGUGAAAUUGGAGAAGGCUCCGCCAGACCCAGAGUCAGUGAACUUACUGCACACCAACGCCGAGCCCAAGGGCCCCGCGGAGCCGGCGAGGGCCCGGCUGGAGGAGAACGCGGAGCGCAAACAUCCCGCGCCGGCUCGGGACUCCAAACCCUCGGGAACAAAGGACUCGAAGCCCGGAGCGGCGGUGGAGGACCUGGUAUCUCCAAAGGAGACAGACACAGCGGAGAAGGAGAUCCCACCCCCCCUGCCCUCAAUCAAGUCCCCCCCUCCACCCCUGCCCACCACCACCCCUCCGCCUCCAACUCCGCCGCUGCCGCCUUUGCCUCCGUCUCCUGCCACCGUCCCGCCUUUGCCUCCAGCCCAAGUGACUCCUGCCCAGGCCCCUCCUCCAGCCCCAACGUCUUUGCCAUCCUCCUCCCACCCAAGGACGUCUACUUUAUCCUCUCAGGUGAACUCCCAGUCCUCUGUGCAGGUGGCUACAAAAACCCAAGUGUCUGUGACGGCUGCUAUCCCACACCUGAAAACUUCCACCUUGCCUCCGCUUCCGCUGCCCCCUAUUUUAGUUGGGGAAGAUGACUUGGAUAGUCCAAAGGAGAUUCUUCCUCCGAAACCUGUGAAGAAGGACAGAGAGCAGAGACCACGCCACUUACUCACGGACCUCCCGCUCCCCCCGGAGCUCCCCGGGGGGGACCCAUCUCCUCCCGACUCCCCAGAACCAAAGGCAGCCACACCACCUCAGCAACCCUUCAAAAAGAGACCAAAAAUCUGUUGUCCUCGGUAUGGGGAGAGGAGACAGACGGAAAGCGACUGGGGGAAGCGCUGUGUGGACAAGUUUGACAUCAUUGGGAUUAUCGGAGAGGGGACCUAUGGGCAGGUCUACAAAGCCAAGGACAAGGACACAGGUGAGCUGGUGGCCCUGAAGAAGGUGCGCCUGGACAACGAGAAGGAGGGAUUUCCCAUCACGGCCAUCCGGGAGAUCAAAAUCCUGCGGCAGCUCAUCCACCGCAGCGUCGUCAACAUGAAGGAGAUCGUCACGGACAAACAAGAUGCACUGGAUUUCAAGAAGGACAAAGGUGCCUUUUACCUUGUGUUUGAGUACAUGGACCAUGACCUAAUGGGGCUGCUAGAAUCUGGCUUGGUACAUUUCUCAGAGGACCAUAUCAAGUCUUUCAUGAAACAGUUAAUGGAGGGUCUGGACUAUUGUCACAAAAAGAACUUCCUUCAUCGAGACAUUAAGUGCUCCAACAUCUUACUGAACAACAGUGGGCAAAUCAAACUCGCGGAUUUUGGACUCGCCCGACUCUACAGCUCAGAGGAGAGCCGGCCCUACACCAACAAAGUGAUCACCUUGUGGUACCGACCCCCGGAGCUGCUGCUGGGGGAGGAGCGUUACACCCCUGCCAUCGACGUGUGGAGCUGUGGGUGAGUGUUCUCUUGGCUCUGAGCAGCAGCUCAGG